CCAAUACUAAGUUUAUGACCAAAAAAUGUAUAUUGCAACAAUAGAACAAUGUAUAUUAUAUACUGUCUAUUAGCACUACCAAAAACUAUAUCUCCUCCACCAGUUAAAUUUUAAAUGCAUGCAUUUCUUUUUAGGACUGAAAAAGUUUAAUGGAAAGAAAAUACAGGAACAGAAUUAGGUACACAUACACAGUGAAUACUGUUUUUGAGUAGAAAUAGUAAUUUGACAUCAUUAACCGGUUUUCAUGUAAUGACAUUGCAUAAAAUAUUCACCUUUUCGCAUUUUUUCUAAAAUUCCAAUAAAGAUUUGAUUAAUGCAUUUUGAGUAUUUAAAGUUAGUUUUAAAAUUUUGUUUUUAUUAUUCACUAUUUGCACCAUGAGCUUAAAUAAUUUAGUUUUUACAAUAUGAAGUUUUUUUUAAUGAUUCUUUUUUUUAUGCGACACAAUCAAUUGUUUUAGUUUAUUUUAUCAAGGUGGAACCUACUGACAUGGCAUAUACAGUCAACUUGGUAUUGUAGUUUUUUCCGCAUCCAUUAAUCUACAUUUAAAAAAUUGUUGCAUAAAAUAAUUUUGCCUUUUUUUUUUAACUCCACAAAAAAGAAACAUUGACUUAAAUUUUGUUUUCAUUUAUUACAUUUUUUUUUUUUAAUUCAUCAAGAACACAUACUGGCAGGCCAUAGAUUGUAUUUGCCACAACUUUAGGCACACCUGAACAAUCAAUUUAGUUUCAUAGGAGAUUAAUACAGUAUUUUUACCUUUUACCAUUUUCAAGAAAUUUCAGAAAAAGCGUGAACUUUAAUGAAUUUUUCAUUACUAGUAAUGAUUUUUUAAAAUAUAACACAUUAGUUGCACAGUGAUCUUAAAAAAUGUUUAAUUUAUUAGUAUUAUUUUUUAUCUUAUCAAGAAGGAAUCCACUGAGAGGCAUCGCUCUGCAUGCAGCACUGAACUGCUCUCGCACCUCCCCCGCACAACGAUGCGUCAUCCAGGGGGUGUAUCCUAACGGAAACCCCCCGUCCAGAUGGAGCUGCUGCGGCUUUGAGAGCUCAGGAAGAGGAAGAGGAAGAGGAAGGACGCACUGCAGAGGCGGCACUGCCAUGGGCAACGCACAGCAGAAACCACCCGGCAGCGGGGGAGGGGGAUCCGCAACGGGGAACGGGAGCAGCUCCAAGGAGGUAGCCAACGGGAACGCUGAAAGGAUCCCACCCGGGGGGCCGGAGGAGGCCCAAUGCCCCGCGGUGGAUCAAAGUUAUCUGGACGCCCCGGCUGGGGGUCUCCCUCCCCACCUGGCCCGCAUCAAGAACGAGGGCAACUACCUCUUCAAGCAAGGACAGUUUGGCGACGCCCUGGACAAGUACACCGAGGCCAUUGACGGCUGUGCUCAAGCAGGCAUCAGCAACCCAGAAGACUUGUGCGUUCUGUACACCAACCGGGCCGCUUGCUACCUAAAGGACGGCAACAGCGCCGACUGCAUCGAGGACUGCACCAAGGCCCUGCAGCUACAGCCGUACCACCUGAAGGCCUUGCUGCGCAGAGCCAUGGCCUAUGAAUCACUGGAGCGCUACCGAAGGGCGUACGCGGAUUACAAAACCGUCCUGCAGAUGGACACCGGCGUGCAGGCGGCGCACGACAGCGUCCACAGGAUCACCAGGAUGCUCAUCGAGCAGGACGGGCCCGAGUGGCGGGAGAAACUUCCGGAGAUUCCCGCCGUGCCGCUGUCGGUGCAGCGGGAACACCGCGAGAAACCCGUAAGCGUCCAGCAGGCCCGAGCGAGAGCGGCCCGGGCUUUGUGCGAGGAAGCCCGACGAAAAGAGUACCGCUUCAAUGCGCUGAAACAUGAAGGCAACCAACUGGUGAAGAAGAAUCACUUUCACGAUGCUCUGCACAAGUACAGCGAAUGCCUCGCCUUAAAACCAGACGAAUGUGCCCUCUACACAAACAGGGCCAUCUGCUUGCUGGAGCUGAGCCGCUUCCAGGAGGCCAAGCAGGACUGCGACUCCGCUCUCCACCUGGAGCCCGGCAACAAGAAAGCCUUCUACAGACGAGCGCUGGCCCACAAGGGUCUGAAGGUGGCCACCGCAGCAUGUUAUACUGUAUUUUUGGGCUCUUACCCAAUCUCCGUUUGUCCCCCCGCACAGAACUACCUGUUGGCCAGCGGCGACCUGGAGGAGGUCCUCCGGCUGGACCCAAACGUCGGGGAGGCUGAGCGGGAGCUGCUGGAGGUGACCGCCCUGCUGAGACGAAGCCUCAUGGACGAUACGGCGCACACGUAGAGGGAUGUGAUGACAAGGUGCAAUCUUCUUCUCUCUGAAGAGUGAAAACCUCACUGGCUGUCGACUGCAAUCUACUUUUGUGGAAUCUCAGAAGGGGAAUUUUCUGGAAAAACGUACCUCAGAAGUGAAACCAUUAUCUUGAGCCAAAUCUUGCGAUCUAAAAGGAUUCAUUUUCUUUUUUUUUUUUUUCUUUACCUUUUUUGUGGCCUCACCAAAGUAGUACAACAGUGAUGGCACAUUUUGCUUUUUAUAUUUUUUUUUUUUUGGGCACCACCCCAGAAUACACUUUACAUGAUUUCCUCAUGCCUUCCCAACAGGGAUCAUAUUGGGUGUUUCACUUUGGAGGUUCCACUGUAAAGUGCAUGUUUGCUAUGCAGUUUUAUUCUACUUGUGUUGUAACCUAAUGGCGGAUGACUGGUUCGAACAUCUGGGUUGAAAUCCGGAGUUUGCAGUGUUCUCCCCGUGCCUGUGUGGGUUUUCUCCGGGCACUCCGGUUUCCUGCCACAUCCCAAAACAUGCCUGCUAGGUUAAUUGAAGUUUAAAUUGCCCGUAGGUGUGAAUGAUUGUUUGCUUGUAUGUGCGCUGCGAUUGGCCCGCCUCUCGCCUUCACUUAGCUGGGAUAGGCUCCAAGCACACCCACGACCCUAGUGAGGAUAAGCAGUAUAGAAAAUGGAUGGGUGGAUAUAAUGAAAACAUCAUUUUAUUAGCUAGCAACGAGCUGUAAAUUUUGUUUUCGUUAAGCCAAUGUGCUGCAUGUAUUUUAUGUAAAUAGCACAAGUGUACAUAUUAAAAAAACGUGAGACUUGAUUUGAGAAUUUUUAUUGUUUAAAGAUAUGCAUUUGGAUGCACAUUACAAAGCCAAUGAUAAUAAAUAUAUGCUUUCCCCCAAAUGGAAAAAAAAAUGAUAUACUGUAAAUAAACCAAAUUUUCAUGAAAAUAUCACUCCUGUGUUAGAAUUCAGAGAGACUUGCGUUUUGAUGACAAAAAAACUUGCAAAGCUUUCCCCAAAAAGGCACUAAGGGCCAAACACUUAUUUGCAUUCAUGGUUUGUGAGAAAAAGGGCUAAAACAGGGAAAUAAUGUAUAAAAUGUAAAUUAUUCAAGGGAGAAUUCAACUUAAAAAUGACAAAAAUUGUUGUACAACUGCUA
Phycodurus eques (leafy seadragon) is the source of this 3417-nucleotide messenger RNA. It is a transcript of the gene spag1a, whose product is annotated as sperm associated antigen 1a. Gene Ontology annotation, molecular function: protein binding. The record is from RefSeq and is a predicted model, not a curated record. The coding region runs from base 866 to 2269 and encodes 467 amino acids. Gene Ontology annotation, cellular component: cytosol. Gene Ontology annotation, biological process: axonemal dynein complex assembly. Lineage: Eukaryota; Metazoa; Chordata; Actinopteri; Syngnathiformes; Syngnathidae. The transcript is spliced from 7 exons.